Molecule: messenger RNA, 6279 nt
Organism: Aspergillus alliaceus
Lineage: Eukaryota; Fungi; Ascomycota; Eurotiomycetes; Eurotiales; Aspergillaceae
Product: Arf family guanine nucleotide exchange factor SEC7
Exons: 4
Coding region: 138-6116 (1992 amino acids)
Biological process (GO): regulation of ARF protein signal transduction
Molecular function (GO): guanyl-nucleotide exchange factor activity
Source: RefSeq, a predicted model, not a curated record
GGAGAAGACACGCAUCAAUUCCACUACCGGAUUGGUAUAGGGACUCCUCUCCUCACUCAUUCUAGUCCUGCAUUUACUUUUCCAUGUGGACCCUUCAUAUGCCGUAUUUGGUCAACUCCGGACGGAGUCUCGCAUAAAUGGCGGAAGUUGAGAAUGGCUCUACCAAUGAGCCAACCCAAACAUCUCCGGCUCUGUCGCAGGCAGACAACAAAGAGCAUGGGGUAAAUGUUUCCACACACCUCGAGCCCCCAAAUGUUGUCGGGGGGAACAAGCCCACGCUGCCCAAGGAGUCGGAACGUCAGAAGAUUGAUGUGGAUGAUUCGCAAGAUCACAAUCAAUUACAAGACGAACUGGAGCCUACGGAAACUACAGAGCCAGUAGACGCAGCUUCAACCCCUCCAACGGACACCGUCCAGUCAUCCGAAAACAAUACAGAGCCCCAGUCUGAACCUCAGGAGGAUCAUACAGAUAGCGCGCCAUAUGGUCAAGAAGUCAGUUCUGAGAGAGGUUCUCCCGAGGAGAGACCGGAUAGAAUCUCAGAACAAUCCCAAGAUGAACCUGCUCCAGACAGCCGCGUACGCUCGGAUUCGAGAUCAACGACUGCUACAUUUGCGACACACCGUUCAGUGCCAGUUAGCUCCACCGUCUUUAUAGUAACUGCCCUUGACACGAUUGGCGCAUCCCGGGAAGCCCGGAGAAGCAAGGAAUUGGAGGACGCCGUUAAGAGUGCGCUUGCGAAUGUCAAACAAUCGGACGGCCGACCCAUAGAUCCGGAAGCUAUCUUUCGCCCUCUACUACUCGCAACCAAGACCCUUAGCAUUCCUCUGCAAGUGACGGCACUUGAUUGUAUCGGCAAACUUAUCACUUAUUCAUACUUCGCUUUUCCAACAGCUCAGGACGGCACUAUCUCUCAACCCGAGCCCGCGCAAGACCAACCGCCGUUAAUCGAACGGGCCAUUGAUGCGAUCUGCGAAUGUUUUGAGAAUGAAGCCACGCCGGUUGAAGUCCAACAACAAAUCCUGAAAUCUCUCCUUGCGGCAGUCCUGAAUGACAAAAUUGUGGUGCACGGAGCUGGUCUCCUGAAGGCUGUCCGCCAGAUAUACAAUAUUUUCAUCUACUCCAAGUCCAACCAGAACCAGCAGAUCGCUCAGGGAUCUUUGACCCAGAUGGUCAGCACUGUCUUUGAUCGAGUUCGUGUGAGGCUUGAAUUGAAAGAACUACGCAUUCGUGAGGGUGAGAAGGCACAGGGCACUUCUUCUGACACUGUAACUUUGGACCCUCCGGAAACUCCUCAGGCCAACGACGAAGAUCACUCGUCUGACGUCGCCUCUGCUAACGUUCCGGAUCAACCCGUUGCGAAGGAGCCUACCGAGAAGUUGACUUUGCAAAGUUUCGAAUCCAACAAAGAUAUAACUUCUCUCAAUGACAACGCUCCAACAACAGUUACACGCGCCAAGGCUCGUCAGACACCAGCAAGGUCCUCGUCUGGCACUUUAGGGGAAGAGAGAGAAGAUGGCGAAGGCUUAGAUGAUGAUGAGGACGAAAUAUAUGUCAAAGAUGCUUUUUUGGUUUUCCGAGCACUGUGUAAGCUGAGCCACAAGAUCCUUAGUCACGACCAGCAGCAGGAUCUGAAAUCUCAAAACAUGAGAUCAAAACUAUUGUCUCUGCACCACAUCCAUUAUCUUAUCAACAACCACGUUGCCGUGUUUACAUCCCCUCUCCUGACGAUUAAGCAGGGCUCUAACAGCUCGGAUGCUAUGACUCUUCUACAAGCCGUGCGUCCUCAUCUUUGUCUAAGUCUCAGCCGAAAUGGCUCAAGUUCGGUGCCCAGGGUUUUCGAGGUGUGCUGUGAGAUAUUUUGGCUCAUGCUGAAGUAUAUGAGAGUGAUGAUGAAGAAAGAACUUGAGGUAUUCUUGAAAGAAAUCUAUCUGGCCAUACUUGAGAAACGAAACUCGCCCGCUUUUCAGAAGCAGUAUUUUAUGGAGAUCCUGGAAAGAUUGGCGGGUGAUCCGCGCGCAUUAGUUGAGUUAUAUCUCAAUUAUGACUGUGAUCGGACAGCUCUGGAAAACAUUUUCCAGAACAUCAUUGAACAACUUUCCCGAUAUGCUAGCGUACCAGUCUCCACAACUGUGGCCCAGCAGCAUCAAUUCCAGGAGCAUCAUAUCAAGAUCUCUCGCUUAGGAAAUGAGUGGCACCAACGUGGCACUCUACCUCCCACACUCGCUACCGCUAACGUAGCCAACAUUCAGCAGCCUGGUCUUCAAGGCGUGCCUCCGGAGUAUAUGCUCAAACACCAGGCGGUCGAGUCCCUGGUGGAGAUUUUGCAAUCGUUAGACAACUGGGCCUCGCAGCGUAUAGCUGAUCAGACUGCCACUAAUAUCUCGUCCCAGAAGUCCAUUGACAACUCGAGAGAGUCAUUGGAUACAAAUGCUGGCGUGUUUCUCUCUUCUCCGAGGGUUGAUGGUACUGACGGUAGUACCGGCCGGUCAACACCAGUGGUAGAAGACGAUCCAAAUCAGAUGGAGAAAGUCAAACAGAGAAAGAUUGCACUGAUGAAUGCAGUGCAGCAGUUCAAUUUCAAGCCCAAGCGAGGGAUCAAGCUUUUUAUCCAAGAAGGCUUUAUUAAAUCAGAUCCUGCUGAUAUUGCAUCCUUGUUAUACCGUAACGACCGGCUAGACAAGGCUAUGGUAGGAGAAUACCUUGGCGAAGGUGAUGCCGAAAAUAUUGCUAUCAUGCAUGCAUUUGUUGAUUUGAUGGACUUUGCGAAGCGACGCUUCGUUGAUGCUCUUCGGGGCUUCCUUCAAAACUUCCGAUUACCUGGAGAGGCACAAAAGAUUGAUCGUUUCAUGCUGAAGUUCGCAGAGCGGUACACUAGCCAAAAUCCGAACGCUUUUGCGAACGCAGAUACGGCCUACGUUCUUGCGUAUUCCGUCAUCCUGCUAAACACGGACCUGCAUAGCACUAAGAUGAAAGGACGCCGUAUGUCAAAGGAAGAGUUUAUAAAGAACAACAGAGGUAUCAACGACAAUCAGGACUUACCGGAUGAAUACCUUACGUCUAUAUAUGACGAGAUUGCGGGUAGUGAGAUUGUUCUCGACACAGAGAGGGAACACGCUGCAAAUAUUGGGGUUCCUACAGCUACACCUGGCGGCUUGGCUUCAAGGGCUGGGCAAGUCUUCGCCACGGUGGGAAGAGAUAUCCAAGGUGAAAAGUAUGCCCAGGCCUCCGAAGAGAUGGCGAACAAGACCGAGCAACUCUACCGAAGCUUGAUUCGGGCACAGCGUAAAACGGCAGUCAGAGAGGCUCUCUCGCGGUUUAUUCCCGCCACAUCCGUCCGGCACGUUGGUUCUAUGUUCAAUGUCACCUGGAUGUCUUUUCUUUCCGGGUUAUCUGCUCCAAUGCAGGACACUCAAAAUCUAGAAAUGAUUAAACUUUGCAUGGAAGGACUGAAGUUGGCAAUUCGCAUUAGCUGUUCGUUCGACUUGGAGACCCCUCGAGUCGCCUUCGUAACGGCUUUGGCUAAGUUCACGAACUUGGGCAAUGUUAGAGAAAUGGUGGCAAAGAAUGUUGAAGCAUUGAAAGCACUGCUCGACGUAGCACUUACAGAAGGAAACGACCUCAAGAGCUCUUGGAGAGAAAUCCUCACAUGCGUUAGCCAGCUUGAUCGUCUUCAACUUCUAACUGAUGGAGUUGACGAAGGAUCGUUGCCUGACGUUUCACGAGCGCGUGUUGUAUCCCAAGCGUCGUCAGAUGGUUCUCGCAGAUCUUUUCAAGCGUCAAGACGGCCACGGCCACGGUCGAUUAAUAGCCCUACGGCCUUCCGUACCGAGGCUGCAAUGGAGAGUCGGUCUGCUGAUAUGAUCAGGGGCGUAGAUCGGAUCUUUACCAAUACUGCCAACCUCUCACACGAAGCUAUAAUCGACUUCAUUCGGGCGCUGAGUGAAGUGAGCUGGCAAGAGAUCCAGUCUUCUGGGCAAACAGACUCUCCUCGGACGUAUAGCCUGCAAAAGCUGGUUGAAAUCAGUUACUACAACAUGACGAGAGUCAGGAUUGAAUGGUCUAAAAUAUGGGAAGUGCUUGGACAACAUUUUAACCUUGUUGGAUGCCAUUCCAACACAACGGUGGUUUUCUUUGCACUAGACUCACUUCGUCAGCUGUCAAUGCGCUUUAUGGAGAUCGAGGAGCUUCCAGGCUUCAAGUUUCAGAAGGACUUUCUUAAACCAUUUGAGCAUGUUAUGGCCAAUAGCAACGCGGUAACUGUCAAAGACAUGAUCCUCCGGUGCCUUAUACAGAUGAUUCAGGCCCGUGGGGAUAAUAUCCGUUCCGGUUGGAAAACAAUGUUUGGCGUCUUCACAGUCGCUGCUCGAGAACCCUAUGAGGGCAUCGUCAACAUGGCUUUCGAACAUGUUACUCAGAUCUACAACACACGUUUUGGAGUCGUUAUCACACAGGGUGCUUUCCCCGAUCUUGUUGUCUGUCUUACAGAGUUCUCCAAGAAUUCAAAGUUCCAGAAGAAGUCACUGCAAGCUAUCGAAACAUUGAAAUCAACUGUCUCAAAGAUGCUCAGGACGCCAGAGUGUCCUCUGUCUCUUCGUGGCCCGUCAGCUGAAGAAUUCCAUGAUGAUAAUACCAACCUUGCCAAGCAACUUAGCCGCCAAUCCAAGGAGGAACAAUUCUGGUACCCGAUCCUAAUCGCGUUCCAAGACGUUCUGAUGACCGGCGAUGACCUUGAAGUCCGCUCACGAGCUUUGACCUACCUCUUCGAAACGCUGAUCAGAUACGGCGGCGACUUUCCUCAAGAAUUCUGGGAUGUUCUCUGGAGACAACUACUUUACCCCAUCUUCGUCGUGUUGCAGUCCAAGUCGGAGAUGUCUAAAGUACCUAACCAUGAAGAGCUAUCUGUGUGGUUAUCAACCACGAUGAUUCAGGCUUUAAGAAACAUGAUUACCCUUUUCACCCAUUACUUCGAUGCGUUAGAGUAUAUGCUUGGACGCAUACUGGAGCUCCUUACGCUAUGCAUCUGUCAAGAAAACGACACAAUCGCGCGAAUCGGCAGCAACUGUUUACAACAGUUAAUCUUGCAGAAUGUUAUGAAGUUUAAACAGGAGCAUUGGGAGAAGGUUGUCGGUGCUUUUGUCGAGCUUUUCAGUAAGACUACUGCCUAUGAACUGUUCACCACAGCUGCGACUAUCUCUUCAAGACCUUCUGUAUCGCACAAAUCCACCAACGGGGAGGCUUUGAACAGUGAGGAAGGUACACAAGAAACUUCUGAAACAUCCUCAGUACAAGAAAACCUUACCGACUCUUCCAAGAUUAACGGAUUGCAAAAUGUGGCACAUGAGCAUGAGGAAGGGGACAUGCCUACCGCUGGGAACACCGAGCUGGAAGAUUAUAGACCUCAGGCCGAGGUACAGCAGCAGCCAGCUGCGGUCACUGUUGCUCGCCGUCGGUUCUUCAACCGUAUUAUAACAAACUGUGUUCUUCAAUUGCUCAUGAUCGAGACUGUUCAUGAACUCUUUUCCAACGACAAAGUUUAUGCGCAAAUUCCAAGCCAUGAGCUCCUUCGACUGAUGGGACUUUUAAAGAAGAGCUACCAAUUUGCGAAGAAAUUCAACGAGGACAAGGAACUGCGCAUGCAGCUUUGGCGCCAAGGAUUCAUGAAGCAACCGCCAAAUCUUCUCAAACAGGAGAGUGGAAGUGCUGCAACUUACGUCCACAUUCUUUUCCGCAUGUACCACGAUGAGAGGGAUGAAAGGAAGAGCAGCCGUACAGAAACCGAGGCUGCCCUCAUUCCACUCUGUGCCGACAUCAUUCGCAGUUUUGUCCUUCUCGACGAAGAUUCACAGCAUCGCAACGUGAUCGCCUGGCGUCCAGUGGUGGUGGACGUGUUGGAAGGGUACACGAACUUCCCCUCCGAAGGCUUUGAUAAGCACAUUGAAACUUUCUACCCAUUAUCCGUGGAUCUACUUGGUCGCGACUUGAACCCUGAAAUCCGCAUUGCGCUUCAGUCCUUACUUCGCAGAAUCGGUGAAGUAAAAUUGGGAAUUCCUGCAGCACAAGCAACUGUUAGCCCGAGAAGCUCAGUUUCCCAUCGCAAAGACAGCGUAGGGCGCUGAGCAAUCUAGCCGUGGACUUCGAUCACUCGUCUUCUUUACUCAUAUUCUAUCUUACCCGUGUUUUGGAUAUCCCGCCUAUUGGAUUGCUUGUCUUUCACACUGGAUGGCGACUGUUGUAGACUUACUUUUCUGUUCUUAUCCUUUUUUAUGUGAGCCAGAUUUU